AUGGCCAUUAAAACAGACAUGAGCAAAGCUUACGAUAGAGUGGAAUGGAAUUUUUUAGAAGCUAUGAUGAGGAAAAUGGGAUUCAGAGAGAAAUGGAUCCAUUGGAUAAUGAGAUGUGUCGGAUCAGUCUCCUAUAGUGUACUGAUAAAUGGAAAUCCCACAGGCCAAAUAACUCCCUCUAGAGGAUUACGGCAGGAAGAUCCACUCUCACCAUACCUUUUCAUUCUCUGCAUAGAAGUUCUGAUAGCAAAUAUAAGAACAGCUGAAAAUUUAGGACAGAUCACGGGACUCAUAGUGGCCCAAGCAAGUCCUCCGAUAUCUCAUCUCCUCUUUGCAGAUGACAGCCUCUUCUUCUGUAAAGCAGUCCCAGAACAAUGCAACAGCCUCCUCAACGCGCUAAACACGUAUGGAAGUGGUUCUGGACAAAGAAUUAAUUUUGAGAAAUCAGCUAUCACUUUCGGUAAAAAAGUGCCUCACGAAAAUAUGGAAAACCUGCAGAAUAUCUUAGGCAUUACAACUGAAAGCGGCAAUGGAAAAUAUUUAGGCAUCCCGGAGCUACUCCAAGGCUCUAAGACCCAAGCCUUUGCCUAUGUCCAAAACAAUCUACACAAGAAAGUUAAUGGAUGGACGGCAAAAUACCUUUCCAGAGCCGGCAAAGAAGUUAUGAUCAAAUCUGUAGCAGCAGCCAUUCCGACAUCCCAAUGUCGUGCUAUCUCCUCCCUAAAGGACUAUAAAUUCACAUCCUUUCAAACACCAAAAGCUUCAAGACCAUCCUAUGGCUGGAGAAGCAUGAUGGCUGCAAAAGAUCUUGUCACUAAAGGUCUUAGACGAACAAGGAACAGGGAAGAUACACUGGUUUGGCAAGACCUGUGGUUACCGGAUGAAACCGCCAGGCCUCCUACGAUAACACAUGAUUAUGAUCCGAACCUGAGAGUGUCUGACCUAAUCGAUCCUGUGGAAAAAGAAUGGGACAAUUCUAAACUCAGGAGUUUGCUCCACCCCAACGACAUACCGUUGGUUCGAAGCUUAAAUCUCAAGAGAAAUCCCGGUCGGGAUGGAUAUUGCUGGAACCUAACCACUUCUGGGAAAUACUCGGUCAAGUCAGGCUAUAUGCUUAUUUUAUCGGGGGCAAUUUCAGUCAAUGAAAGACUUUUCAAAAGACACAUUGGGAACGAUCCUAGCUGCCCAAGAUGUGGCUGUGCUGAGGAAACGAUUAACCAUACGAUUUUUACAUACCCUCCCGCUAUGCAAUGCUGGGCCCUUUCAACGAUUCCUUCGGUUCUGGGAGUCUUCCCAUCAGAAAAUCUCUAUACCAACAUGGAUUACCUCCUCUCAAGAUCCAAUACAGGUGGAACUAUGGAGGAAUUAACUAGAGUCUUUCCUUGGAUUAUUUGGUAUAUAUGGAAAGCCCGGAAUGAAAAACUGUUUAAUGGACGUGAAUUCUCACCUAUGGACACAAUUGAUCUGGCGAUACGUGAAUGUAAUGCAUGGUUUUUGGCCAAUGAAGUGAUCGAUCCAGGUGAAAGCACCAUGGAACCAAGAACCCCCAUUGAGGUACCUACAUUCAUAUGUAGGGUGGACGGAUCAUGGAAAAAUGAUGAAACCACUAGUGGAGUAGGAUGGAUCCUACAGCUACAAGACGGUUCAAUAGAUAUCUUGGGGCUCCAAGGAUGCCAUAGACAAAUCUCACCGCUUCAUACUGAACUAAAAAGUUUGAUAUGGGCUCUGAAAUGUUUACUUCGCUUUCAGCGUUACUGCAAUUAUUUUGUUACUGACUCUCAAGAGCUAGUCAAAAUGAUCGCUACACAAAGAACUGGCCGGCCUUUGCAACUGAACUUGACGAGUUUAAAACUGUAUGGGCGUCCUACCAAGAUGGAUAAGUGGUCUACAAGAGCAGAUCCAGUAACACCAAAGCAGACUUCCUGGUAA
Molecule: messenger RNA, 1929 nt
Organism: Brassica napus (rape)
Lineage: Eukaryota; Viridiplantae; Streptophyta; Magnoliopsida; Brassicales; Brassicaceae
Exons: 3
Coding region: 1-1929 (642 amino acids)
Molecular function (GO): nucleic acid binding; RNA-DNA hybrid ribonuclease activity
Source: RefSeq, a predicted model, not a curated record